This is a messenger RNA of Bicyclus anynana (squinting bush brown), 2221 nucleotides long. RefSeq lists its product as uncharacterized. Lineage: Eukaryota; Metazoa; Arthropoda; Insecta; Lepidoptera; Nymphalidae. Bases 1 to 2043 code for a protein of 680 amino acids. The transcript has a single exon. The record is from RefSeq and is a predicted model, not a curated record.
AUGCCUAAUAACGGAUACGAAACGAGCUAUGAGGAUCGAAAGAAACGUCGGGUGCACUUUGUAUAUAAACGCGAAACACAUGAGCGGCAAAUAUUUAUGCAAGAACUGAAGGAUAUUCGAAAGCGAAAGGAAAUUUAUUAUGUUAAAACAAUGAAAAAGCUUAUCGGACCGACCUGGCUACAAGCCCUCAGUGUAUUGCAAAGAAAAGCGCUAGACUUACUGGAAUUUUGUAUCUAUCAAGAUUUACUGGAAGGGCGACCAGUGAGAACAGCAAAUAUUAUGAAAGAACUUGGAUUAUACCCAAGACCAAAUGAUGUGGAUCUUAUGACUUGUGUGUACCUCGGUCGCCGCGACCCAAAGGAAAUGCUAGCGCAUCUGUUUCUCGUGACUUAUGGCCAUACCAUAGACGUUAAACGAGCUGUAUACAACCUUAACGCGAGGCUUAUGCUCUCUGGUAUUUUGUACUUGGGACAAGACAAUUUACUAGAAUUACUAAGAAAAAGGUUUAGCCCCAAUAAGGAGGAAAGACCUCCUAAAACAAAGGUGAAACGUGAAAAGAAACCUUUGCUAGAAUCUCCUUACUUGCAAGAAAUGACUGCAGUUUUAUUUCAACGCCCGAAACGGGAACCAUUUCGAGCUCCGCCUCUGCCAAAUUUAGAUGAUCUCAAUGACCCGUACGAAGAGGAAUUACCUAUAGUAAAAAAGCCGCCCCAGCCACCACCACCAUCACCGCCUCCGAAGAAGAGGCUCCCACGAGGUUAUUGCGACAAAAUAGCAGGAAUUAUUAACUUUGAACCAUAUUCCACAAUUACUACAACUCGCACCAUAAAGACCGUGACCCAAAAAAAUGUUCGGAGGGGUAGAAGUUCUAAAUUGAGCCUUGCUAUUAACAAGUCUUUUGGAAUCAGCGUAACACGAACAAAAAAGAGAAGGAAAAAGAUUACCAUACCAAACACUGGCAUAUCCAAUUCAAAAUACACGAUCAACGGCGUCUUUACUGUACGCGGUAGAACGGUUUUUGUCCUCGGUAAUGUAACGAUAUUACCUUCGGAAGGAACUCUUAUAAAUGGUGGAUAUUCAUUAGUGAAUGGAGACUAUAUCAAUAUACAUUGUGGUUUCCGUGGAUUUACACCAGCAAGUAAAUCUAACACGUGUGACUGUCUUAAGAAUUGGCAAGACGUCGCUCUUAAAUAUGUCAAGGAACAUAAAUGCCGCUGUGGCCAUCACUACGAUUACGGGAACGAAGGAACGUUCCCGGCAGAAGAGCUGCCUUACUUCCAUAAAGCGACGCCAUUUUCUCCUUUCCAAUUUAACUAUCACACUAUAUAUAAUUUAGAUGAGAAACAGCUGUAUAUUGAAAAGGAGUUCAAAAGAGUUUGGGAAACAGAGAGCGCGCUUCAAGUAGGUGGAAAUGUUGCUAUCGAAAAGAAAGACAAAAAGAAGAAAAAGUUAGUUAAACGUUCAUCCACAACCUGCCUGGGACAGAAUCCAAAACCAGAAGACUACUUAAAAUGUGCAUUGCGCCAGAUGACACGUUUGAAUGUAGCAGCUAGACUUCCUGAUGUUCAUUUGGUCCCGGUGUUGAAGGAAUGGAUGAGGUGGCGCAUUUACGGACCCUACGAUGCCAGCGAGAGAAAGCGCAAGUUGUUACAGAGUUUUGAAUUUUGGCAAACAUUCAUGACGCAAGAAAAGAAAGGCUUAACUCACGUGUCACCUAAGCCUGACCCUAUUUAUAGCGGCGUUACGACAUGGCAGUAUAAACAAGAUUUGAAUGAUAAAUUUAAAAAAUAUAUGCAUAAAUACAAACUGGACUUGUUCAGAUCGUAUGCUUAUAGCACAAAUUUAUUGUGGCCGACUAUGUUCCAAGCAGAGUUUCCCAAUCGAAAGUUUCGCGAAAUAUAUUUUUCGUAUCUUUCUUCUCGCUUAGAAGACUUCCAAUUUUUUCACCCUUAUAUAACGAGGGAAGCCGUAGAGCGGGCAACUGUUUUGAACAAAGGGAGGUACAUCUGUAAACCUCAUGGGGCCGAGGAUGUACAACAAUAAUUUUUGUUCAAUAUUAAAUGCUUUUUAAAUAAAAAUAAAACUCCAUUUGAUUGUAAACAAAUACUUCUUUUCAGUUGUGUAUUUAAAGAAUCACAUAUCUCAAACGGCGAAGGAAAAACAUCGUCAGGAAACCUGCAUACCUGAGUGAAGUCUGCCACACCAUUGCCACAAGGCUACU